GGAUUUUAGUUGUGUGUUUAUGGCAUCGUAUUCAUUCAACGGAAGGUGAAAGUCUGCCGGUCUGCGCCAGCGUCUGAUAUCAAUGGCUUUCAGGGCUCAUUUUAUUUGAAUGUCUGGACUUUAUAUAAUUUCUCUCCUAAGAAACCAAUGAUGGAUAUCCUAUGGAUUUUAUGGACGCUACCCUCAGUCCUGGCUAUUGAAGAAAUGUUGAUGGACUCCACCACAGCGACCGCAGAGCUUGGCUGGACAGUAUAUCCAGUGUCGUCAACAGGUGACAGCAGUAUAAGUUGGGAAGAAGUGAGUGGUUAUGAUGAGAACAUGAACACCAUUCGUACCUAUCAGGUGUGUAAUGUCUUCCACGCCAACCAAAAUAACUGGGUGCGUACCAAGUAUAUCCGAAGAAGAGGGGCUCAGCGCAUUCACGUGGAGAUGAAGUUCUCAGUGCGCGACUGCAGUAGCAUCCCAGGAGUCCCUGGUUCCUGCAAGGAAACUUUCAACCUCUACUACUAUGAAUCAGACUCUGACACAGCCACUAAAGUCCAUCCUCCAUGGAUGGAAAACCCUUGGAUCAAGGUGGAUACCAUUGCGGCAGAUGAGAGUUUCUCUCAAGUAGACCUGGGCGGACGUGUGAUGAAGAUUAACACAGAGGUUCGCAGUUUUGGCCCAGUCUCCCGUAACGGUUUCUAUCUAGCUUUCCAGGACUAUGGAGGGUGCAUGUCGUUAAUCGCUGUGCGGGUGUUCUACCGGAAGUGUCCUCGCACUAUUCGGAACGGAGCAGCAUUUCAGGAGACGCAUUCGGGAGCAGAGAGCACCUCACUGGUGUCGGCGAGGGGAGAGUGCAUCCCUAACGCAGAGGAGGUUGACGUUCCCAUUAAACUGUACUGUAAUGGAGAUGGAGAGUGGAUGGUCCCUAUUGGCCGCUGUAUGUGUAAAGCGGGUCACGAGGCAGUGGAGAAUGGAACUGUUUGCAGAGCAUGCCCUUCAGGUUUCUUCAAGACAGCACAAGGUGACGAGAAAUGCCUGCAGUGUCCAAUCAACAGCCGCACAACCAACAACGGAGCCACCAACUGCGUAUGCCGAACUGGAUAUUACCGCACAGACUCAGACCCCUUAGAGAUGCCCUGUACAACUGUGCCAUCGGCUCCACAAAACGUCAUCUCCAGUGUGAACGAGACGUCUCUGAUGCUGGAGUGGAAUCCUCCACGGGAAACUGGUGGUCGUGAUGACGUUGUCUACAACAUCAUCUGCAAGAGCUGCGGAGGUGGCAGAGGGGGCUGCACGCGUUGUGGGGACAACGUUCAGUUCGUUCCACGCCAGCUGGGACUCACAGACACCCGGGUCUUCAUAAGUGACCUGCUGGCCCACACCCAGUACACGUUUGAAGUCCAGGCUGUUAAUGGAGUAUCAGACCAGAGCCCUUAUUCACCUCAAUACGCAUCAGUCAACAUCACUACUAACCAGGCUGCUCCUUCUACAGUGUCUAUCAUGCAUCAGGUCAGUCGCACCAUUGACAGCAUCACUCUCUCCUGGUCCCAGCCAGAUCAGCCCAAUGGGGUCAUACUUGACUACGAGCUGCAGUAUUAUGAGAAGGACCAGACGGAGCAUAACUCUUCCAUAGUAAAGAGUCAAACCAACACCGCAGUCAUCCGUGGCCUCAAACCUGGAGGCAUUUAUGUCUUCCAGGUCCGAGCACGUACGGUGGCAGGGUUCGGACGGUACAGUGGCAAGAUGUACUUCCAGACCAUGACUGAGGAGGAGUACAACACUAGCAUUCAAGAGAAGCUGCCUCUCAUCAUUGGCUCGGCGGCUGCUGGUCUGGUUUUCCUCAUUGCGGUGGUGGUCAUCAUCAUCGUUUGCAAUCGACGUGGAUUCGAGAGAGCAGAUUCAGAAUACACAGACAAGCUGCCACACUACACCAGCGGCCACAUGUCACCAGGAAUGAAGAUCUACAUUGAUCCAUUUACAUACGAAGACCCCAAUGAAGCUGUGAGGGAGUUUGCUAAGGAGAUUGACAUCUCGUGUGUGAAAAUCGAACAAGUCAUUGGAGCAGUGCACUUGCCUCUGUCCAUAGGAGAGUUUGGAGAGGUGUGCAGUGGAAACCUAAAGCUCCCAGGAAAGAGAGAGAUGUUUGUGGCCAUUAAAACACUGAAGUCUGGUUACACCGAAAAGCAGAGGCGGGACUUCCUGAGCGAAGCAAGCAUCAUGGGGCAGUUUGAUCACCCCAAUGUCAUCCAUUUGGAGGGAGUGGUGACCAAAAGCAGCCCUGUCAUGAUCAUCACAGAGUUUAUGGAGAACGGCUCAUUGGACUCUUUCCUCAGGCAAAACGAUGGGCAGUUCACUGUAAUUCAGCUGGUGGGCAUGUUACGAGGGAUCGGCUCUGGGAUGAAGUACCUUGCAGACAUGAAUUACGUACACCGGGACCUGGCCGCCCGCAACAUCUUAGUUAACAGUAACCUAGUUUGCAAGGUGUCUGAUUUCGGACUCUCACGCUUUUUGGAGGAUGACACAUCGGAUCCCACCUAUACCAGUGCCCUGGGUGGGAAGAUCCCUAUUCGAUGGACAGCCCCAGAGGCCAUCCAAUAUAGGAAGUUCACCUCCGCCAGUGACGUAUGGAGCUACGGGAUUGUCAUGUGGGAAGUAAUGUCGUAUGGAGAGCGGCCAUAUUGGGACAUGACCAAUCAGGACGUCAUCAACGCCAUUGAGCAAGACUACCGGCUGCCCCCUCCCAUGGACUGCCCCAGUGCCCUCCAUCAGCUCAUGCUGGACUGCUGGCAGAAAGACCGCAACAACCGGCCCAAGUUCAGCCAGAUUGUCAACAACCUGGACAAGAUGAUCCGUAACCCCAACAGCCUGAAGGCCAUGACUCCACUCUCAUCAGGUGUGCAUUUGCCCUUGCUUGACCGCAGCGUGCCCGACUUCUCUAGUUUCAACACUGUGGAUGAUUGGCUGGAUGCUAUUAAGAUGGGCCAGUACAAAGACAACUUCGCCAAUGGCAACUUCACCAGCUUCGACCUUGUUUCCCAGAUGACCAUGGAGGAUAUUCUCAGGGUCGGAGUGACACUAGCGGGUCAUCAGAAGAAGAUCCUCAACAGCGUUCAGAUGAUGAGGGCCCAGAUGAACCAGAUCCAAUCGGUAGAGGUUUGACCACGCGAUUAGACUGGGAGGAGGACAAGAGGAGGAGGCGGAGGGCCAACGUGAAGGGAUGGGGCAGCCACUACAGACCCUAAGCCUGAUUUUCCUUCUGGACCACCUAGGAUAUCCACCUGCCCCCUCCUCCGAAACACUCUCGUUCUCCAUCUGUGUUAUCUGAAUUCCCCAUUAACUCCCAGACACCCUAAUGAGCUCGACUCGGGAAAGCUGCGUCUGGAAAAUAUGGUCACAACACCUGAUCGUUUAGCUUUAGCUGCCACCAAUCACAGGAUGACCGAUCAGUCUGCCAGCAAUAGGCUCCGCCCCCUACCUCCCUUGAUUUUUCCUCUUACUUUCCUUCCAUUUUAUUCAGUUUAUUCUUUUUUUAAGUCUUCUUCUUCUUUUUUUUAGUUUUUGUAAAGAAUUUUUAAAGCUAUGAAAACACAAGGAAUCUAUAUAAAAUAUAUAGAUUUGUGUAAAAUUGUAGACUGAAUAUGUUGGACUGACUCAAAAGGCUACCCUUUAAAAGGGCAAUGAAGAAACAGGAGAUCAAAAAAAAAAAAAACACACCACACAAUACAUGCUUCUGAGAUUUUCUUUCUAAUAUUUUAGGAAAAUCUUGAAUAGAAAUAUUGACUGUCUGCUCAAUGGAUACACAGGGGAAAACCUGCGGGACCUUAAUCCCUCUCCCCUCGCUGACAGCCGAGGGAAAAGUAUGUGAACACCAUGAAAUGGAACUUCCUUUUGGCAGCCAAUACUGCCAUGAAGAAAAAUAUAAGACUUUUUUUGCAGUUUAAACUAUAUCAACAUAAACAAACAGACAAACGGAGAAAAAAAAGUCAAAAUAGUUAUCACAGUGUUGAAUUUGUGGUGCAGAUUCCUUAUUGCUGGGGGGAGAAAAAAUAACUAUUUUACAGAUGUCAUAAGAGCCUGCCAAAUAGAGCAUCAUCCCUUUGUACCUUGUCCUGUACAUAUCAGAUGCACUUGUGAGGUCGUCAGUACAAACCUGAUGUAGUCCAACAUUUAGUUUCAGUAUUAGAUGGAUCUACAUUGACAUUUGAUGGUUUUUCUUUCAUGUGUGUGCGUAUAUGACUUGAGGGGGUCAUCUUUUAUAUUCUUCCUCCUUUUUGUCAUGGGCUAAGAUGAUUUAGUUUGAAAGACGGCAUAAGAUAUUCUCCCCCACAAUUUUUUUUUGCAUGUUCUUUCCUUGAACUGCUUAGAGAGAAGGACCCCGAGUGCACGUAUGGUGUGGUCUUCACAUCAUCUACACUUUACUUUUAUGUUUGGAUCCCUGCCGUGUGUGUGUGUGUGUGUGUGUGCAUGGAAUGGAGCACAUGGAGCUACGGAGCACAUGUGGUGCAAAACUAUGAUUUCACCAGAAGCUUGGAUUU
Molecule: messenger RNA, 4520 nt
Organism: Cyprinus carpio (common carp)
Lineage: Eukaryota; Metazoa; Chordata; Actinopteri; Cypriniformes; Cyprinidae
Product: ephrin type-B receptor 2
Exons: 16
Coding region: 148-3144 (998 amino acids)
Biological process (GO): protein phosphorylation; axon guidance; central nervous system projection neuron axonogenesis
Cellular component (GO): plasma membrane; neuron projection
Molecular function (GO): transmembrane-ephrin receptor activity; protein binding; ATP binding
Source: RefSeq, a predicted model, not a curated record